AUUAUUACAUAUAAUAAGAUAAUACUAAAUAGCUUAUACUGAUCUGUUAUGUCAGGAAGGUACAUUCCAGGUUCGUUUGUGAGGCGAAAAUGCAUUUUUCAAUACCUGAUACACAGGAAUUAAAUGAAGGCAGUGGAUCUACCUUUAUUGGUUAUAAUAUACAUAUUAAUGGUGUUUUCCAUUGCACUGUCCGCUACAAGCAACUCCACAAUUUAAAUGAGCAAAUGAAGAGGGAGUUUGGCUCUGAAAAUGUUCCUGUUUUUCCACCUAAAAAGUUGCUCCCACUAACAUCUGGUCAGCUGGAAGAGAGACGAACUUUACUAGAAAAAUAUAUACAAACAGUUGGACAAGAUUCAAAAAUAAUGUCUUCCAAUUUAGUAUCUGGAUUUUUCUUAUCCGCCCAGCAAGAGACUGCAUGCAAAGAAAAACAAGAUAUAAAUUUUGAUGUUUAUACAAUGAACAAUGGUUUAAUUAAAAUUAGGUUGCCAAACACUGAUUCUUCACAAAAAGUGUUGAGAAAAUCUUUAAAGCAUAUCAACUUGCCUGCAGAAUAUAUGCCUUUUUUUUCACUUUACCUUGUUAAAGUUGAUAAUGCAGGUAAUAUCACUACAGUCCUCAGAAAGCUGCUUGACUUUGAAUCACCAUACUUGACCCAACAGGCUAUUAGGACUGAGACUAGGAUAGUAAUUAGGAAAAACUAUUGGAGCAUGCAAUAUGAUAAAGAACUUAUGACAGAUCCCAUAGCCCUUAACCUGCUGUACAGUCAAACUGUAACUGAGAUAGAAAGAGGCUGGAUAAUAGCAAUGCGUGAAUCCAAAUCGCAACUUGAUAAAUUAAAAAUGGGAUUAGCUAAGAAGGAGUAUAUUGAGUUUGCUCAAAAGCUAAAAUACUAUGGUUUUAUGCAGUUUGGGAAUUGUUACUGUGAUUAUCCUAAACCUCGAACAAAGGUGUUAGUUUCAAUAGGAGAGGAGGAAUUAAGUUUGCGUAUUCUUGGCCCUGGGAAUUUGGUGAAAGAAGGUGUUUUUAAGGUUAUUAGGAUGAAAUGCUGGAGGGUUAUUGCCACUAACGUAGAUUAUAAUAACCAAAUAGAAAACUCGUUAUAUGCCUGCAAUAACAGCUCUCAUAUGAUGUCGAGUUUGGAACUGUCUUUUGAGUACCUUAUGUCAAAAGAUAAAUUACAGUGGAUAACUAUAAGCAGUGACCAGGCAAUUUUAAUGUCUGUAUGUUUGCAAUCCAUGGUCGACGAGAUACUAAUGAGAAAGAAUGCAUAUAAAAAAAAGAAUCUUCAAAAAUCCACUGAGGAGUGGACUUAUAUGAAACGGGAUGGAUCUUGCCAGAUUAUAUCCAACAGAAGCAUAGAUUUGGAUAAUUUUGAGGAUCAAGAAAAUAAUGAAGCGGAUAACUACCAAGAACCCUUUUCCGUUAAAUCCCUGCAAGAAAAAUUUUCAAGUGUGUCUUUUAAAAAUGGAAGAAGGCACGAAAAUCACGCUUUUGAAGGAAUUGGAGAUGAUGAUUUAUAGUUAACAAAAAAUACUGAAAAACAGGGUGUUUUGUGGUAAGCGUCCUAACUUUUUAAUCCAUGAUCUGACUACAACUUUUAUGACUAUUAUAAUAUUCUAAUUUAAGAAUAUCAAUUUAAAUAUGACCAUUUUUUAUGUAUUUAUUAUUUUUGUUUUUGUUUAACUUUGAAACUGUUUUCGUUUGUGGAUGCUAACUGUCUAAACAUAUUUUACAGAAAACGCAAUUUGUUAAUUAUUUUAUUUGUUGCUUUUGAUUAUUAAAUUAGGUAUAUUAAGUUCUUUUGUUUAGGUUUAAGUUCUAGCAAUACGUACAUUUUUUAAAAGUUAGCUUUGAUAUGUAAUUUUUCAGGUUUAAAAAUGAGAUCCUGUGACAUUUAUUAGAUUUAAAAAAUAUAUAAAUUUCAUGUUAGUAAUUAAGUUUUGAUCCCAAUUAAUUUUGCAUAUUUUUAUAUUUACUUUCUAAAGGGAGAGGCAAAUUAAAUUACAUAUACUUCAAACAUUUUAAGACAUAAUAGAUUAUUAUUUUGAUCAAAAGAAUAGUAGUUAAUUUUCACAAUUUUAUACGUGAAAAGACAUUUAUAUUUAUAGAUGACUUCGGUUGUUUUGUAGCUCAGCUAAAAGUUUUGGGCGUCCUAGGCUUUGAGAUAUCCCUUUAACAUAGAGUGCGUACCAGUAGUUUUGUUUAGUUGCAUAAUUUAAUUUUUUCAGCUGAUGUUUUAAGAGCUUUUGGCAUUUUUCAACAUUUUGCUUCCAUCCAUAGAAACAUAAAGGAUUGGAUGAGGAUGUUGACCAAUACGAGGUCCAUGUGCAAGGGUCAUGCGCACUCGCAUAUUCGUACAUUACUGCAUUUUGUGUACGACUAUUUUCUUAUCUAUAAACAUAUCUGCAUUAAUGAGAGAAUGUUUACAAAUAGUUGUUAUUCCCAUACUACACGGGGACACAAAUGGGCUUUUCCACAGGAAUCUAACGGUGCACUUCUUGUGAGAGAAUUAAAUCUGGGCGAAUAUUUAAAUGGGACAUGAAUACGGACGAAAACUACGGCACUUUACAAAGGUUAGCUUUACGUAUAUAUUACGUACCAUGAUGCCUCUCAUUUGAUUGCACGGGACUGCAGCUUGUAACAUUAUUUUCCCAGAGCAUACGUAGAUGCUGAAGUUCUGACGAGGUUCCUGAGUGUUUUGUUUGUAAAAUGUAGAUUACCUUUUUAGAUAAUAUUUUUUUUACAUAAUUCUAAUAAAUUUUUAAUAGAUGAACCUAAUUAAGUGAGGGGCUCUAGAACUUUGCGCUGGCGUUUUUUGUUCUGGUGAGCUCGCUAUAAAAUUGAAGCAAAUAUUGGGUCUUUAAAACGUUUAACAAGAAUGUUACAGAAUUAUGAUUCGAGUGUUUUUUAUAAAAGUAAUCCACAUCUGUUUUUUUUUUUACUUUUUUAGAUAUGCAUAUAUAUGCAUUUAAUUUGAAAAAAGAACAUUUCAAUUUAAAUGCAUAGAUUAAAAAUCAAUACAGUAAAAUAGUAUAUUGGUAUAUAUCAGAAUACAAGAUCCCAUAAAUAUUAUAUUUACGCGGGAAUUUAAUUAUUUUAUAUUUUCUGCUUUGGUAAUUAAAUUUGAUUAAAUUUCAUUAUCAGAUUCGUGGCUUUAUGAAUAUAUUUUGUACCUAUUUAUAAAUAUUUCAAAAAGUUAACAUAUUUAAACAUUUUAACAUAUUACUCUCUUAUUUAAAAAUAGCACAUACACAGGUCCAUUUAACCUAUAAACAUUGGUAAACCUUUAUUGAAAAAGACUCGGAUUAUUUAUGGUAUUUAUUAUUUACUAUAAUCAAUUUAGAAAGUAAGUCCUCUCUGAAAGAACUUAUUCCAUCAUACCGUGAAAACAUAAUAAAUUUGUAUAUUUUUUAAUUGCUUUAAGAAUCAAUAAGUAAUUUUAGAUAUUUACUGUAAGUAAUAGUCCUACGGUUUCAUUUUUUAACCGCGGCUUGAACAAAAGUGUCAUCAAACCAUUACAAGAAAGAUGGAUAAUUACAUUUUAUGUAAUCUAUGGGUUAUAUGUAUAUUGUACAUGUAAAAUUUAGGCAACGUAGAAUUUAUUAUUUGAAGUUUUUUACCUGUAUAAAAAUUUUAAGAUAUAAACAAAAAAUAAUAAAAAUACAUUCCCUGCCCUUUAUUUAUUUAACAUACUUUUGAUACUUUUAUAUAAUUGGAAAUAAUACUAGGAAUUUACAAUAUUCGUACAUUGACAAGGCAAUUGCAUUUGUAUUAUAUGUUUAUUUAUUAUUUUAAGAAAAUAUAUCUUUUUAUUGAAA
Messenger RNA from Anthonomus grandis grandis, 3818 nucleotides. RefSeq names its product sorting nexin-17 (gene Snx17). Gene Ontology annotation, cellular component: early endosome. NCBI's taxonomy places the organism in Eukaryota, Metazoa, Arthropoda, Insecta, Coleoptera, Curculionidae. Gene Ontology annotation, biological process: signal transduction; intracellular protein transport. Gene Ontology annotation, molecular function: phosphatidylinositol binding. Bases 90 to 1520 code for a protein of 476 amino acids. The transcript is spliced from 6 exons. The record is from RefSeq and is a predicted model, not a curated record.